AUGAUCCUGGUGGAUGCGGACCACCUGGGAAGUACUUCCGGACCCCCUCGCCCUUGGGAGAGUAAAAGUUGGACCGAUCGAGAUGGCUUUGACAUCGACCCUAUUCUUGGCCCAUCAGACAAUGAGAUGGUUUCACUGAGAGGAUGCCGUGACGUAAGCAGCUUUCGCUUGCCUGGACAAGAGCUGGAGGGGAUCGUCGUCGGCACCGUCUUCGCCGCAGAAGUUUACACCUCCAAGUAUGACAACAUCGACGUCGACAAGAUCCUAUCCAACGACAGGAUCCUCAGCCAGUACAUCAAGUGCCUGAUGGAUGAGGGAAACUGCACCAAUGAGGGUCGGGAGCUUAAGAGUGAGUAA
Molecule: messenger RNA, 357 nt
Organism: Nezara viridula (southern green stink bug)
Lineage: Eukaryota; Metazoa; Arthropoda; Insecta; Hemiptera; Pentatomidae
Source: the annotation of a GenBank genome assembly